AUGGUCCCUCAUCGUGCCUUCGAAUGCGAUGACAUCCUUGCUGAGGUAUCCUACCACCUCCGUCCUGCGGCACCUGAAUAUGACCCAGCUUCUCUCCGUUUCUUGAGGCACACGCUGACGUGCGCUGCCCGUGUCUGUAGGGCGUUCUCUCAUGCGUUGGACAAUCUUUGGUGGGAGAUUCCUGCAGAGUCAUGUGCGCUUAGGAUUCUAUGUUCUUUCAAGUCAUCAUAUCAUGAUAUGUAUGAAAUAAUGCUUCAGUCUUUUAAGCCAGAAUCCACACCGCAUGAGCUGAACAGGCUUCGCCAGUAUGUCACACGUGUCCGUCAAGCGACCGUAUCUGCAGAGCUGGGGCAGGGCCGUCGCGGCUCCGUCAUGAUGCGUGUUGCCGAGCUGUUAGGUGGAUCUCUUUUCCCUAACCUCGUGUCUUUGAAUUGGACAUUAUCCGGGACUCAAUUCGAUGGAAGCAUAGAGGAGAUUCUCAACCCUUUGGCCAGUCCGACUCUUUGCUGCUUGACUGUCAACCGCACAUACGUAGGACGACGACUUCCGCCUGAAUGGCAAUAUCCCUUCGAACGUGCGAUGCUGAAUAUCCUACCAACUUUCGUCGUAAAAUCACCUCUCCUUCGGCGUAUUGAUCUCGAUGGAAGGUGGAGAGCCUUCAGUAUAGCGACGCUUGUGCUAGGAUCCCUGAAGCAUCUAGGCACCCUGUCCAUUGGUGUCAGGCUCAAUCCUCGCGACGUAGCCACUUUACUCGCAGCUUCAAAUUCUCAUAACCUGGUGGACCUCAGUCUUUCCCUGCUCUACGAUGACUAUGCUCUCUCACCACUACGCGAACUCCAUCUUCUGCGCGUCAUCGACAUUCGCUUCAAAUAUUCUACUGUUCAUGCUGCCGCCGAGCUGCACAAUAUUUCACUUGGCUGGCCAGAGCUCGAGGAAUUCCACCUGUAUCACAUGUCCGUGUUUACCCCAGAGUAUCCGAUCGAUGCCAUCCAAGCUCUGUUUGAGUUAGCAUCUGCAUGCCCGCAGCUGCGUAUCAUCAGUUUACCUGCGAUGAAGCAUACGCUAGGUUCUAAAAUCGACACGCAUGGCCUUGCAUCGCAUAGUCUUCAGAAAAUCUACAUUCAUAGUGCAAAUCUACCUGAGGACGAACUGAGCUCUGACGACGUGCUGCAAGCAGCAUCUCUCCUCGAGCCCGUAUUUCCAAAGCUGCACUUACGAGCACGAUUCUGA
Molecule: messenger RNA, 1230 nt
Organism: Fibroporia radiculosa
Lineage: Eukaryota; Fungi; Basidiomycota; Agaricomycetes; Polyporales; Fibroporiaceae
Exons: 3
Coding region: 1-1230 (409 amino acids)
Source: RefSeq, a predicted model, not a curated record